This is a messenger RNA of Zea mays, 2124 nucleotides long. Its product is annotated as beta 1, 3 galactosyltransferase. Gene Ontology annotation, molecular function: carbohydrate binding; galactosyltransferase activity. The record is from RefSeq and is marked validated. Gene Ontology annotation, cellular component: Golgi membrane. Lineage: Eukaryota; Viridiplantae; Streptophyta; Magnoliopsida; Poales; Poaceae.
CCCGCCGAUCGCUCGCUGGUGGGAUGAAGAAAUGCUCCGGCGUGCUCUUCAUCCUCACACUCGCCGUCGUGCUCUUCCUCCUCUCGCCGUCGCCCUCCCCCACUCCACCCCCCAACACCGCACCCAAUGGCCCGAUCACCGACCUCCUCCCCACCCUCCCCGGCCUUUCGGACCUCUACCCUCCCGCUCCCAACUCCACUGCACAUCUCUCCUGGGGCCUCCUCCGCCCGCUCCUCUGCCGCUCCGACGCGCUCCCGGGAACCUCUGCAGGCGUCCUCGAGGCAGCCGAAGCCUGGCGGAAUCUCACCCUGGCUGUCACCGCCGCGGCAAGCGAGGAGGAGGCGCGUCUCCAAGGACUCCGCUGCUCAUCGUCCGUGGGAGGGGAUCUACGCACGGGACGUGCCACACUCCCCUGCGGGCUCUCGGAGGGCGCGGCAUUGACGGUGGUCGGGAUUCUCAGGGAGGGGGCGGCCAAGUUCUGGGUGGAAAUGCUGGGUGCGAACGGUGAGGUUGUGCUGCACGUCAAUGUGAGCCUGGGAGCCGCGGGGGUGUUGGUGGAGCAGAAUUCCUGGACGCCAGAGGAGGGGUGGGGGGAGUGGGAGCGGUGCCCGCCUGUUGGUGAUGUGGGCAGCAGCAAUAGCAGCUUGCAGCUAAGUCCAGUGGACGGCCUUGUUCAUUGCAAUGAGAAAGUGGGUGCAAGGAUCGUCCAGGAGAGUAAUAAUACUGUGGUAAAUAUUACUGGGAACCAACCUGAAGAUUGGCAGAGUCAAACAGGACAUGGUCAGUUAAGUGGACGUUUCUCAAUUGUUGAAGGAGAGCCUUUUACAGUAACACUGUGGGCUGGUGUAGAGGGGUUCCAUAUGACAGUAAAUGGGCGGCAUGAGACAUCAUUUGCCUAUAGAGAGAGGUCAGAGCCAUGGUUGGUAGCAGAAGUCAUGUUUUCUGGUGAUUUGGAGCUCUUGUCAUUCUUGGCUAAUGAGUUACCAGUAUCAGAAGAUAUAGACAUGGAAAAUGUUGCAGUUUUGAAGGCCCCACCUCUGCCAAAGAAGCAAACUUUUCUGCUGGUUGGUGUUUUCUCUACUGGAAACAACUUCAAGCGGCGGAUGGCUUUGAGGCGAACAUGGAUGCAAUAUGAGGCUGUUCGCUCAGGCGAUGUAGUAGUCCGUUUUUUCACUGGUCUUCACAAGAAUGAGCAAGUCAAUAUGGAGUUAUGGAGAGAGGCUCAAUUAUAUGGUGAUAUCCAAUUGAUGCCCUUCGUUGACUACUAUACUUUGAUCACUUUGAAGACCAUAUCAAUUUGCAUUUUCGGAACAAAAAUUGUUCCUGCAAAGUACAUCAUGAAAACGGAUGACGAUGCUUUUGUUAGGAUCGAUGAAGUGAUCUCGAGCCUAAAGAAGAGCAAUUCCAAUGGCCUUCUUUAUGGUCUCAUUUCUUUCCAAUCUUCCCCCCACAGAGACAAGGGUAGCAAAUGGUUCAUCAGUCGGAAGGAAUGGCCCUUCGACAUGUACCCGCCAUGGGCUCAUGGCCCUGGAUACGUAAUCUCACGUGACAUCGCUAAGUUUGUAGUCCAAGGCCACCAGGAACUGACUCUUCAGCUUUUCAAACUUGAAGACGUGGCAAUGGGUAUUUGGAUCCAACAGUACAAGAACAGUGGGCAGCAAGUAAACAUUGUGACUGAUGACCGGUUCUACAAUGAAGGAUGCGAAGCUGACUACGUCCUUGCCCACUACCAGACCCCGAGGCUUAUGAUGUGUCUGUGGGAGAAGCUGAAGACGGAAUAUCAUGCUAUAUGCUGUGAAUAGCAUCCGAAUUGCAAGUAGGAGGCGAUAGAGGAAUGGAUAGAUAGAGGAAUGGAUAGGUUAGCCUUGGUUUUGAAGAAGACAUUUGCUCCGAUUUUGACGCUGUGUGGAAAAUUGUUGGGACUAUGCGCAAAAAGCCUGUAACAUUGGGUUCUCACUUCUGUUCUGUGGCCUGUGGGUUCAUGUUCUUUGUUUUUGGGUAGAAAAUGUUAAUCCGUGCAACUUGAUGGAUGUUGUAAAAAGAGUGUUGUAGGACAUUUGAGAGAGUUUAUCUGGCACAACCUCUCAAGUUAUUGGAUCCAUAUACACCUGCACUCGUCCUAUA